Messenger RNA from Ochotona princeps (American pika), 453 nucleotides. Its product is annotated as unconventional myosin-VIIa-like. The coding region runs from base 91 to 375 and encodes 94 amino acids. NCBI's taxonomy places the organism in Eukaryota, Metazoa, Chordata, Mammalia, Lagomorpha, Ochotonidae. The record is from RefSeq and is a predicted model, not a curated record. The transcript is spliced from 3 exons.
AGCCUCUGCCCGAGGCCAGAGGCCUCACCCCAGCAGCGUCGGGUGAGGCGGCGGCCCCUGGGGCUCGGCUUCCUCCCUGAGCUGGAGAAAAUGGCAGCUCAGGCCCAACGGACACCCAGGGAGCGGGCAGAGCACCGGGUUUGGCUGCCAGCUGCCAGCACUAAGGACAUCUUGACCACUCAUCCCUUCACCAAGAUCUCCAACUGGAGCAGUGGCAAUACCUACUUCCACAUCACCAUUGGGAACCUGGUGCGCGGGAGCAAAUUGCUCUGUGAGACGUCACUGGGCUACAAGAUGGAUGACCUCCUGACUUCAUACAUCAGCCAGAUGCUCACAGCCAUGAGUAAACAGCGGGGUUCAAGGAGCAGCAAGUGAACAGUGGGGAGGAGCUGCUGGCUCCUGAGGAGCAGCCCUCAGGACAACUCUGCAGCUGAGGAAGAGCUCUGCCACACA